CUUUCCGGCAACUCGACGAAAUUGUGUCUGGAGAACUUGUCGGCGGUUUGAAGAAUAGUAUUUCAUUUAGCUUCUGUUCCAAAACAUUAAAAUUCUACAAUAGGUUUCAUUUUUGGGGACUAGUAUGGAUGUUUCAACAAAUGAGAAGUCAAAAGUUGUGAAGAAGACCAUAACAUGUUACUAAUAUUGGCAACAGUGCAAUAUUAAGAUGCCUAAAUCAAAAACUUCCGCUAUGUAUACUUGUGAUCUUUGUGAUUUCAAAGUUGCAAACAGCUACAUAUUUAAGCGGCACUUGCAUAGAUGUCUUUCAAUACAUGGGAUAGCAUCAAAAAGAUCAUCCCCUCGCAAUCCUAUCCGGUUAAAGGGAACAGAGGGACUGUUAAGUAAAGAAGGUUCUCUUAAUGUGGUUUGUGGAGUUGAUGACUCACCUGAAGAUGUAAACAUAGAACCUGAACUUGGUGAUUUGAAAGAGAAAGAGGAUAGAAGCAUUAAUGAAGAAGAAAGUUUUGAUUCACCAUCAUUAACUGGUGCAUGGGAUAUAUCAGGCAGCCCAAAAGAAUUAAAUGAAAGCAAUGAUAAGAACCUAAUUUCAAGUAUUGAAAAAAGUCCAGAAGGUGAAGCUGUCUUGGAAAACACAUUUGAUUCUGAUGUUAUUAUGCCUGGAGCACCUUACAACAGACAGUACAGCUGCAAUGAAUGCCCUUUUAAAUGUAACAGUGCCAGGGAACACUUGUAUCAUCUACGGGAUGUCCAUGGUGAAAUGACAAAAAUUUACACAUGCAGUUACUGCAACUAUGCCUCUCGAUUUAAUAAUAAAGUUGAACGUCAUAUGGCAGUUCACAAACAAUCUUCUGAUACACACGGUGAAGGAAAAAGCAAUAAACAGGAAGAUAAUUGUUAUCCACAAAAGGAAACGGGAGAAAAUGUGCUGGAAAUAGAUACACCUGAACUGGAUGCUUUUGGGAGACCAAAAUUAAAACCUUUGAGGCUCAAACGAUUAAAUAUCAAAAUGCCAUUUAAGAUUUCUGGUAGCUCAACUAAGAAGAAAUCAAGCUCAAAGUCUACCAAAAAAUAUUUUUCACUGGAUGGAACACCAAGCCCUAAUGUAGCUGCUAAGGAGGUAUACAGAAUGAUAUUAGUUGAAGGUGGAACACAUCAUUACCAGUGUAGAGAUUGCCUGUAUUAUGCAUCGAUUCCAAGUAGUGUAAAAAAACACCAUGUUUUGUGUCACAGUAAAUUGUUGUGUUGUCCACAUUGUGACAUGACAACAAGGAGCCAAGGUAUUUAUUAUGAACACAUAUUUACACAUGAUUGUCAUGGUUAUAUGAAGUGUAAUGAUUGCUCUUAUGUAACCCAUGCCAAGUCUAAUUUUGAGAAACACAGAUCAUUUCACACAGAUGGGUACCCUGUUAAAUGUACAGUGUGCAAUUUUGGUGCUGAAUCAGAGAGUAAAAUAAAAAGACACGUGGCCACACAGCAUACACCUGCCAUUAUUGAAGAGCCUUCAGGAGAAGACAGUUUGGCUUAUGAAGAAGGUGUUGACCAUAGUUAUGAGGGAGUUUCUCAAGAUGAAUCAUAUGACACUAGUAAGGAUAACAGUUCAUUCAUGGAUGACUCUCAGCAGAAUGUUUCUACUAGUGAAGAGAAUUCAAAAAACCAGAAUGAUGGGGAAGAUAAUACAGAAUAUAGGUGUCCCAAGUGUCCAAUGGUGUGCUACAGGCGUGGGAAUUUUACAAGGCAUCUCACAGCCAAACAUAAAUUCAACCAAGCUAACGCUGCUUCCCUCAGCAAGAGCAUGGAGAACCAGAUCAUGAGAGUACUGAAGAAAAAAAGUGGGCCCUUGAUCUCUGCAGCCAAACAGAAGAAGAUUUUUAACCUGGAAGUUCUCAAAUGCUCACACUGCUCUUACAUAGCCAAGUGGCCCAGUGACUUGCGAAGGCACAUGCAGGUUCACACAAUCGUGAAGCGUUUUAAAUGCACCAUGUGUUCCAGCAAGUACAAGUAUCUUGGUGAUCUAAAUGUUCACAUGCGCAGAGAUCACAACAUGGAGCCCCCAGAAAACCUUAUCAGAGAAAUGACUUCUUUGAAUGUGAUAAAGAAAGCUUCGCCUAUAGUUUUUAGAUGUCCUAUUUGUCCGUUUACAACUCAUUCGAAAGCUGAAUUGGAGCAACACUCUCGCAUCCAUGGGGAUAUUGACAAGACAUACCAGUGCCGAUUAUGUGACUACCAAACAUACUGGCGGGGUGAUGUUGGCAGACACUUGUUCCGCCAUCACAAAAUUGUCUUGAGUAAAGAUGCACUUGAAAUAGGUGAAUACUUAAUUCACCGCCCAGACAUAAAGCCACUGACUAAACAAACAGGCAGUGGGAGCUCUCGACACCGAAGCCUUUCUCCCUCUCCUUCACCUUCUAAGAUUGCCAACACUCCAGACAAGCAGGAUAGUCCAGAUACCUGGAGAGAAAGUACACCAGACAGUGUUCAGAGCUCGACCAGUAACAGUAAGAAAAGCACAGGCUCAGUCACAUUGAAAGACGGGACGUUUGUGUGUGAGUACCCAAACUGUGAGUUCAAGACAACCACGUCGGAGAGAAUGGAGGCGCAUAUGGCAGUUCAUCUUAACCUUAAGCAGUAUGUGUGUCCUACGUGCGGUAAGAGAACCAAUUGGAAGUGGGAUAUUGUUAAACAUUUGAACAAAGUUCACAUGAACCCAGCGGCCGGGGUGGAGGAUGUCAUUACUUUAACUGUGGAUGAAGCCAGAGCCACCAUUCAAGAGUAUCUCUCCAAACACGACAGGAAGAACAAAGAACUAGCUGUCAAUUUUUGUUCUUUGUGUGAGUUCAAGUCUCUGGAGAAGAAUAGAGUUAUCAGGCACAUGGCCAUGGUUCACAAGAAUGAAAAUGGCAGAGUUAUUGGGCAAGUUAUGUUGGACUCACCUGAGGUCCAGGAUAGCCUUGCACAAAGUCGAGAAAGUGAAAAACUGUCAGGGGAUCUGUCUGUGAACUGUGACAGUGGAUCUGAACAGAUGCCGUUGGCUAAAUUUGUUGAUCCUUCACCUGACGAGCUGGCUAAGAUUGAUAAGCCCUAUGCCUGCGCCAUCUGUGGGAAGUCUGGAUCUAACAAAGGAGAUGUCAAGAAACAUUACAACUACACUCAUCCGUAUAAAGAUGUUAGGGUUGUUUAUGUUGGUGAUGGUACGGAGUUUAACUAUUACACAGGUGAAAUAUACCCAUGCUCUUCUAGGCCUGACCUUCAAGCUGAAUCUCCAGAACUGAAAGGGGGCUUCCCUGUUGCAGUAUCUCCAACUGGGAAACUGCAUAGGCCAGAUUCAAAGUUCAGCAACCCCAAAAUGCAUGGCUAUGUCAAGCCUUUCAAGUGUUCUAUCUGUGGUCUUAGAUCCAACUGGAAAUGGGACCUGAAGAAACACUUGCGAUCCAAACAUCCCAAUGAAGGUGGCUUUGUUAUUAUGUUGUCAAUAGAGGAAGCCUCCCAAACCUAUGGUAAAGAUUGUUCUCCAAGUCACCCAAAGAAUGAAGAUUUUCUCUCAAUUCCUAAAACUACUGUUGGUCCAGUUAAGCCUCCAUCAAAUUCAUCAUCAAACUCGAUGGACCAAUUUAUAUUUAAACAACCUCCCAACAUCAAGGCUGAAAUUCUAGCAGACUCAAAUGAUGAAGAUAGUCAAGACAUGGAUUCUAAUAAAUCUUCAUUCUUUCCUCAGUCCCCAUCAUCUCUUUCACAAAAAAAUAAAGACGACAAAGAAAAAAGGUCUGCUAUUGAUCCUACCAGAAGGCAGUGGAAAUGUUCUGGCUGUAAUUACAUCACAAACUGGCGCAGGAAUAUGGCCAGGCAUAUACACCGCAAACAUCCAUUAGAAGAAGGCAAAAUUAAAGUCCUGCCGCUGCACAAAAGCGCAUCAGCUAAAACUCUUGUUAAAUCCACUGAUAAAUCUGUUGAUGGGAGUGAGAAUGAUAUGGACGACAGCAGUUUUGAUGGUUCAGAUUUAUUGGAAAAAGAAGCUGCAGAUAGAAGAUCAGAACCAAGGGACUGGAAGCUUUGGCGCUGCUCUCUCUGUCCUUAUAAAUCAAAACUAAGGACUCACAUAAUUGGACACAUGCAGCUGCAUGGUCAAAAACCAUUCCUGUGUGGCGUUUGUGAAAUGCCUUUCAUGAACAGAGGACCAUUACAUCGACAUCUACAGAAAGUUCAUAAACGAGCAGAUUACCUGAAGAUGACUAAACUGAACAUAUUUCUAAAUAAGCCUGCAGAGAAAACUGAAGGGCACUAUAUAGAUUCUUACUUCUGCACAAUUUGCCAAACUGAAUCUGAAUGUAAAGAUGAAAUUAUCAAACAUUUGCAAAAAGCUCAUGAUACAUCUGAUAUGGAUAAUGUCUUGAAAAUACAGAAAUAUGUUAAUGCUACAUCUUCACCACCAAAGUUUGAUAAUGUAAAAACCAACAGAAAGUCACAUUUCUGUAAAGUAUGCCCAUAUCGUACACAAAAGAAAUCAAUGUUAGCUUUCCAUAUGACUUACCACAAACCCAACCCUGCCAACAGGUUUAAGUGCAAGCAUUGCCCAUACUACGUCAGCACCCUGAGGCUGCUACACCAACACCAGAGAAAGUGGCACAAAGAUCCUUGUAAUAAAAUUACCAGGGAUCAACUUGAGCCCACCUCCCCGCCAGCUUCACCACAUAAACCUCAUAUGGGCCAUACACAUAUAUCUCCUACUCCAAGAAGACAUUAUUGUGAGAAAUGUCCAUACACUACCAACAGCAAAAAUGAUUUUAUUUACCAUAAGCAGUUUCACCGUCCUAAGAGAACUGCAGAGUACAAAUGUGAAUACUGUGACUAUUGGGUCGUUCACAAAAGGCUACUUAAACAGCACAUGCGCUUACAUACCAUUGGUUAUUCUCACAGUCCAGCAUCUCUAUCUAUUGAUGGCUCCCCAACUAAAUCUAUUUAUUCUGACCCAGGUUUAGUAUAUGAUCCAGUUGAGCUCACAGAAUUAGCACUCAUCAAACAGAAGAUGAUAGCAGCCAAAAUCACUGCAAGUUUAGCAAAAAGUCCAAGUGUCAGCCCCAUGAAAAUUGAAACAGUUGAAGAUAAACCUGGCUAUGUUAAUAAAAAUGGGCUGUAUCGCAAGCUGCAUCGGUGCAGAUUCUGCCCAUACACCAAUACUAGAUCACGCAAUAUGCAGCUCCAUGAGAUGAUGCAUGGGCCUAGAGACAGCAUUCAUUCCUUGACUAAGUGCCCAUAUUGUGAUUAUCAUGUAGGAUCUAAAGGACUUUUGUCCCAUCACAUAAAGGUUCACCAGAAUAACAAUGGUGAAGCCCCUGAGAAUGAUAACGGAGGUGAAAUGGAGGAUGAUUCUGAUCAAGAUAGUAUACAACAGCAAAAAGUAGAUACACUGCUACAAAUCUCAAGAUUUAAACGUUUUGGUUGUGAGAGAUGUCCGUAUGCAAGUGCUAAGCGGCAACACUUUGAAAGGCAUCUAGAGCUCCAUGGAUCCAGGCAGCGUUACACUUGUCAGUACUGUGAUUAUAGUGUGCCUUCUAGCAAUCUUCUUCUACAGCAUACAAAACUCCACAUGAUGCCCAACCAGAACUUGUUGGCCUCUCAGUCUAUCACCAACCUGCAGCACCUCAGUGAAGUGCCUGCUGAUGUGGCCUUAGCUUCAGCUCUACCACCCACUGAUACUGAUGCAACAGUUACCAUUAGUGUCAUACAUGAUCAUCUGGGACUUUAUGAAAACAGCAUAUAUGACACAGAGCCUAAGAAGUUAUAUCGGUGUGACCGAUGUCCUUAUGCAAAUGUUAGGAGAGAUUACCUACUUUCUCAUCUAAAAUUUCACAUGGUCCCAAGUGCCUUAGUCUGUCCAUAUUGUGAUUACAGUGCACCGAAGCAGCCACUUUUGAGCCAACAUAUUAGGGUACACUUCUGUCCACUACCUGAGCUAUCAGACUGGUUACUAGAGAAUGGGCAGACAGAGAGAGAAACUAGCCAGAGACACAUUGACCUUGCUGAAGCUCUCAAAGUUGCUCAUGAGUACCAGAACCAAUCAAAAAAGAGAGGGAAGGCUGCUGGAACAAGCAUUGAGAAAGAUGCUAGUAAAGAUGGCAAAUCAGAAGGAAAAGAAAAUAUCCAGCAGGUUUCAUCCAAUGGUAGUGGCUCAUCUUUAACAUUCAUCUGUCAGUACUGUGAUAGGGAAUUUCUUGCUUCUGAAAAGCUGGUGAAACAUGAACUCCAGCAUCUGAUAGGAAAUCAUUUUGAAAGAGAAGCUUAUAUAUGCAGAAAUAUUCUAAUGGUUGACCAGGCCACAGUCCAGGUGUUGUCAGCCCAGCAAGCUCAGCAGCAACAGUUAAUUCAAUCUGUUGAGUCCAGCAGUGCUGACCCCUCUCAGGAGAAACCUGAGGGUAGAGUUGUCAUCAAGGGGAAAAACAGAGCUCAUGGUUCUAAAGGCAAAAAAUCCAGAGCAAAGUUCCAGGGGAAGGUUUUAAAAAAUAGUGUUGAGUGUAAGGAUACUCUGCCUGAGAAGCAAGAAGUAAAGACUGGUGAAGUACUUGAGCCUUCUCCAAAUGUGGCUGAAAGUAAGGAAGGUUGCAGCAAGCAAGAAACAUGUGGUCAGAUGGGUGAUGUGGAUAUCAAAUCUACAGAGGAGAAGCAAGCUGGUGUAGGAGGCAACACUAUUGUGUCUAGCUCACAUUCAGACAUUGAGAAAACUGCAGGUGUAAAGGCACCUGACACUGAAGAUGUGCUAAAGAUUCAUAAGGUAUUGGAUGUACAUGAGCCUAAGGAAAACAUGGACGAAUGUAAUCCAUCAAAUACAAGUAAUAACUCCACUGGUAAGAAAAAGCUAUAUGACGACGGGGAUAAAGAAAUUGUUGAUACAUGUUUAGAUAAGAACAAAACAUUUGGGUCUUUGGAUAAUAAAGAUGAGUUUGAUGAGGUUAGUUUGUUGGAAAGUGAUCCCGAAGUAAAGGAAACUAAAGCAGGUGAUGUGGAAAUGAUGGCAGAGGAAAAGGCUAAACUUCUUAAAACUGAUGAUGAUGACGACGAUGAGACAGAAAUAGAGAGUCCUGUAAUGGAAACUACUGUUGCAGAAUAGUUCCACAACUUGCUUUUAAAUUGGCUGUAAAAAUGCUGUGAAAGAAACCUGUAUAUAGUAAUCGUAUUAGUAAAACAAAUUAGGCAAAUUGUAAAGAAAAUAUAUAAAUCUUCUUAUGUAUACUUAUUUGUUUCCCGGCAUGAUUGUUCCUUAAAAGAGUUGCUUUGUAUAUAGCAUUGGUUUGUCUUUUGUAUGUUUAUUCUUUUCUUCUUAUUUAUUACUAUUCUAUACAUUUGUUUUUAUUCAGACAUGGCAACUAUAAUGAUUUGUUGUUGCAUAAUAUUUUACAAUUUUAUUAAAUAAAAUGGAAAUAUUAGCAGAAUCUUUUGAAACAGUUCCUAGGUUUUGUUAGGGGGUUUUGUUUGAGAAUCCUAUCAUGUAUAAUCUUUGAUUAUGUUUCUAUCAUUUUGUCUACUUUUAAAUCAAGGAUACUUAGCUAAGCAUACUUAUGCUAACAUUGGAAUGCUCAAACAGAAACCACUGAACCUUUAGGAUUAUUUGUUAUCAGAAAAAUUGUUUUACUGAUGCUUUUUUAACCAUAGAGUAAAUAUAUUUUUUUAAAAUUGAUUAUGUUGCCAUUAGUUCUAUUUUUUUUUGGCCUGCUUUUAUCCUCUUUUUUUUUUUUUUGAUUAAUUAUUGUAGUUGCAUUAGAAUUAAAAAUAUGUGUCAACUAUGGAUUUAGAUAGGAUAAAAAUUUAGCAAAGUAUGCCUAAACACUCAACAAUUUUCUACUUUCAUUUUAAAAACAUUUUUU
Molecule: messenger RNA, 7856 nt
Organism: Physella acuta
Lineage: Eukaryota; Metazoa; Mollusca; Gastropoda; Physidae
Biological process (GO): positive regulation of transcription by RNA polymerase II
Cellular component (GO): nucleus
Molecular function (GO): RNA polymerase II transcription regulatory region sequence-specific DNA binding; DNA-binding transcription factor activity, RNA polymerase II-specific
Source: RefSeq, a predicted model, not a curated record